This is a messenger RNA of Fusarium odoratissimum NRRL 54006, 1277 nucleotides long. RefSeq lists its product as uncharacterized. Lineage: Eukaryota; Fungi; Ascomycota; Sordariomycetes; Hypocreales; Nectriaceae. The transcript has a single exon. Bases 178 to 1161 code for a protein of 327 amino acids. The record is from RefSeq and is a predicted model, not a curated record.
UGGCACGACUCACAUCCUUCGGGGAGUGUCGGUUUGAUGCCGAUGAUAAUGAGUGUUGGUUAUACAGCAGAUGGAAAUGAUUUUUAUAAAAGGAGAAUAAAAUGCUCGUGUGUUUUGUGAUGAUCUGUUGAUCUUAUCCGUUCUGUAUUUUAGUGAAAAUCGGCGACUUUUUUGUAUAUGUACACCAUGCGCUUCACUACAAGUCUUCACCUAUUAGGCGCGGCGCUUUUGGCAUCUAUUGCAAGUGCACAAAUUGCUCCUGCACCUGAUGGUUGGCCAAACUUCUGGUAUAAGGGACAUGUUACCAACAAAGCUACCUUUGAGUACAACCCAACAAACGAGUUCAUCUUCCCUAGUAUCUUUCAUGCCGGGGAAUAUCUAGACGACCCUCUGGGAGAAUGGUAUCUCUACUACGCACCACACGAAAACCCAGGUGGCAUCUCCCUCGUGUACUCUGAUAGUCUCGAAGGGCCAUGGAAAGAGUACGAGAACAACCCCAUCAUCGCCAACAAGUGGGAUUCAUACUACUCCGUCCCUCACGUUUCAAGCCCAGAUGCAAGUUGGAAUUCUGACGCUGGGCGAAUGUUUCUUUACUUCCACGGCGAUAACACACAAACUCGCUGGGCAGAGUCAAGCAAUGGCGUUGACUUUCGAUAUGGAGGUGUAGCAGUCAACAACCAAAUGAGCGGCUCCAACACUACGGAAUCAAGCUACGCUCGUGUCUUUGCGCAUCCCAACUCAGCUUCCAAGUAUAACUACGCAAUGUUCUACAUGGCCAACGAAAAAGACAACAGGCGCAAAAUCCGACUCGCUGAGUCUGUCGACGGUCGGAAAUGGACUGUGGAUUCGGACUACGUUGUCCAACCUGGCGGACCUGAGGGGACAGAUGUUUCGGGUGCGAAUUACUGGACGUGGAAUGGCCAGGCGUAUGUUAUUUAUCAUGGUUCUACGGGCAAGAUCUACGCGAGGACUAUUGAUCAGACGUUACGAGAUGUUGGGGCUGAGCCGAUUUUGCUGUAUCAAUCUAGAGGGAAGGGAGAGGAUGUUGGAAGAGUUGCGGCGCCGGAUAUUGCGAGCUCUGGGGGAAAUACGUAUCUGUUUUAUGAGUCUGGGGAUAGGUUGGGUGCGACCAUUGCUUGGGCUAAAAUGCAGAAGCAAUAAGAUUAGUCUGGCGAUUAGCAAAGUUGAGGGCCUGCCAUUCGUAUAUUCCCAGCCUCACUGAUGUUAAUGAUAGUGUUUUAAUUCUGUAAUCAAUACUAUUUAUCUUUAACCACUCA